Malurus melanocephalus (red-backed fairy wren) is the source of this 2973-nucleotide messenger RNA. It is a transcript of the gene PCSK9, whose product is annotated as proprotein convertase subtilisin/kexin type 9. Gene Ontology annotation, molecular function: serine-type endopeptidase activity. Lineage: Eukaryota; Metazoa; Chordata; Aves; Passeriformes; Maluridae. Bases 184 to 2112 code for a protein of 642 amino acids. The record is from RefSeq and is a predicted model, not a curated record. Gene Ontology annotation, biological process: proteolysis. The transcript is spliced from 11 exons.
CUCCUGCGCUCCGCGGGCGCGCACCGACCCCUGGGCUCCGCUGCAGCCCCCCGGCCCCGCUCCAGCCCCUCGCCUGCGCUCCAGCCCCUCGGUGGUCGCGCAGGGGGUCCCCGCCGUCGCUGUCGCCGCGGUGCUGAGGGUCCCGUCGUCUCCCGGUGCUUCCCGUCGGGGCGCGGGUGCGGGAUGUCCCCGCGGGCGCUGUCGCUGGUGCUGUCGCUGGUGCUGUCGCUGGUGCUGGCCCUGGGGGCGGCCGAGGAGGGGGAAGCCGCCGUCGGGGCCGCCCCGCCGGGACCCGCCGCUUUCCAUCGAGCCGCCAAGGCGUCGUGGCGGCUGCCCGGGCGCUACGUGGUGAUGCUGCGGGCGGGCAGCGAGGCCGAGGUGCGGGACACGGCCCGGUGGCUGCAGGUCCGGGCGGCUCGGCGGGGACACAUGGCCGAGCUGCUGCACGUCUUCCACCUCCUGCCCGCCUUCCUGGUGAGGAUGAGCAGCGACCUCCUGGACACGGCGCUGAAGCUGCCGCACGUGAAGUACAUCGAGGAGGAUGCCUUUGUCUUUGCCCAGAGCAUUCCCUGGAACCUGGGCAGGAUCGUGCCACCACAGCCCGGCUCCGGCACCUACAGCCCGCCCAAUAAAGGUGACCUGGUGGAGAUUUUCCUGCUGGACAGCAGCGUGCAGAGCACCCACCGCGAGAUCGAGGGCAGGGUGACUGUGACCGGCUUCGAGAGCAUCCCCGAGGAGGAUGGCACCCAUGUCCACCGGCAGGCCAGCAAGUGCGACAGCCACGGGACCCACGUGGCCGGGGUGCUGAGCGGGCGCGACGCCGGCGUGGCCACGGGCGCCAACAUCCGCAGCCUCCGUGUGCUSAACUGCCAGGGGAAGGGCACGGUCAGCGGGACCCUCAUGGCCCUGGAGUUCGUCAGGAGGACGCUGGAGGCUCAGCCCUACGCCCCGCGGGUGGUGCUGCUGCCCUUGGCCGGUGCCCACAGCCCAGCGCUGAACGCCGGCUGCCGGCGGGUGGCACGGACCGGAGCCGUGCUGGUGGCGGCUGCCGGCAACUACAAGGACGAUGCCUGCCGGUUCUCGCCCGCGUCCGAGCCGGAGGUCAUCACGGUGGGUGCCACCGACAGCGAGGACCAACCCGCCUCCAUCGGCACCCUGGGCACCAACUUCGGCCGCUGCGUGGACCUGUUUGCCCCGGGGGACGACAUCAUCGGCGCCUCCAGCGACUGCAGCACGUGUUUCACGGCGCAGAGCGGGACCUCGCAGGCGGCCGCGCAUGUGGCAGGCAUCGCUGCCGUGCUGCUCAGCGCCGAGCCCCKGCUGAGCCCCGCCGAGCUCCGGCAGCGCCUCCUGCGCUUCUCCGCCAAGAACCUCAUGGACCCCGCGCGGUUCCCGGAGGAGCAGCGGCUCCAGACACCCAACAGCGUGGCGGGGCUGCCCACCCGGCUGGGAGCAGGUGAGGGUCUCGCUGCCUGCUGGGUGCUCGGCAGAGCUCUGCCCUUGGCAGGAAAGAAGCGCCGGGGUGAAAGCGCCGAGUGCGGGCAGGGCACGGGCCCCGAGCUGUGCCGGGAUCGGCAGAACUGCGCUGCCCAUCCACAGGACAGGGCUGGGCAGAAGGAGUGCGUGGCCCACAGCUCUCUCCAUGGCCAGGGGGUUUAUGCCAUCGCCAGGUGCUGCACAUGGCCCAGGGCUGAGUGCGCGAUCAACGCCAGCUCCCCGGCGGCCGAAGGGGCCGAGUGCUCCCCGCGGGACCGUGUGCUCACCGGCUGCAGUUUCCACUCCCGCUCCRUGGGGCUGGGUGCCGGUGGCCGGCCCGUGGCGGGGCCGGGGCAGGGGCCCAGCCGCUGUGCCAGCAGGGAGGAGGCGAUGGCACACGCCCUGUGCUGCCCCGCUGCCAGCCUCGAGUGCCGGCUGAAGGAGCACAGAGCCCUGGAACCGCAACAGGAGGUGACGGUGUCCUGUGACSAUGGCUGGACACUGACGGGCUGUAACGCCCUUUCCCAGAGCCCCAGCUCCAUGGGAGCCUACACCGUGGACAAUUCCUGCGUGGCAGCCGCUGUCCCKGGCAGCUCGGCCGUGGCCAUCGCCAUUUGCUGCCGGAGCCGGCCGUAGGCGCGGGAUGAAGUGACUCCUGUGGCACAGCAGGGAUGGAGGCUUUGCUGGAUCCUCGUGUCCCUGAACCAGGGCCUUUCCAGGGAUUCCAGCACGAUCCAGGGAUUCCAGCACGAUCCAGGGAUUCCAGCACGAUCCACGCCCCCACACGUGGCUGCUGUGACCUCCAGGCUGUGCUGGUGGGGGAUAAACUCUGCUCCCCCUCGCACAAAGCUCUCUUCAAAAGCUCUCCAAGCAGCCCCCAUGGAGCUCUCCAUGGAGCCCUGCUCCAUCACUGGAGUCAUCCCAKAAUCCUUUCCCUGCCGUGCACUCGAUCUUCCUACACACACCUCGACUGUGCAAACCGUGGUGGACUCACCCAACCUAUGACAAACCCAUCACCUUUUAAAGAAAAAAAAUACUGUGAGGAUUGCUCCUUCCUUUCCUGGUUAGUUGCUCAUUAGUUGUCAGCUAAUGCUGCUUAGCACCUGGAAAAUCCUAGUUUAGCCGUUUUUGGGCAGUUUUAUAAUUGCCUGCUCGUAUUCCUAGGAGACUUCUUUACUUUGGAGUCAAGUGUGAGGGCUGUAGUUUAAACAGUCUGCUUGGUUAAUUAGAUUUUUAUCUGCAUUGCUACAGUCAGCUACUGCUUCGUUAGUGCUUUUUUUGUUGUUAAGUCAAAGUUAAUGAUCUGCUGGUGUUAUGUGUUAACAGUUUCAGGUCUUCCCAAGACACAUAGAACUGUAGGAGGCUGUAAUUCCUUUAAAAUAGAACGAAGAAAAAGCUUUCCUGGCACCUUAGUUUUUACAUUUGUACUUUAAAUAUUUAUUUGGGAUUUUAUAAAUAAGCAUUUUAUAAAUGUCUUUUUAAAAUAAAAUUCAUAGC